Limanda limanda (common dab) is the source of this 2479-nucleotide messenger RNA. RefSeq names its product interleukin-12 receptor subunit beta-1-like. Gene Ontology annotation, biological process: cytokine-mediated signaling pathway. NCBI's taxonomy places the organism in Eukaryota, Metazoa, Chordata, Actinopteri, Pleuronectiformes, Pleuronectidae. The coding region runs from base 40 to 2094 and encodes 684 amino acids. Gene Ontology annotation, molecular function: cytokine receptor activity; protein binding. Gene Ontology annotation, cellular component: external side of plasma membrane. The record is from RefSeq and is a predicted model, not a curated record. The transcript is spliced from 16 exons.
AGGCACCGGAUCUUCUCUUUCUACUUUCCUCUACACUUCAUGGAAACUUUGAGAAACUGGAGUUCGCUAUGUGGAUAUUUUUUGUUUAUCUUCCUCACAACAGUAAGCAAAGGUUUUGCAUGUGAAGCUCCUACAAGUCCGGAGUGCUUCAGGAAAGAUGCAAGCGUAUCGGUUUACAAUUGUGAAUGGAGCAUGAGCCCGACUGAUGGCAUUGUGACGUUCACUCUUUACUAUGAUAAAGAAGAGUUCGGUAAGGUCAUUAACAAGACCUGGCAUACGGUCCGUAAGCAAGGGCUGAUCAAAAACAGAACGGUUUACAUUUGGGUGGAAGCUCAUGUGGGAAACUCCAGCUGCUCAUCGCCCAGGAGGUCUGUGGUGCUCAAAGACAUAGUAAAGUAUGAUGCACCACAAAAUAUUUCAAUGUCCUGGUCCAAAAACAGCCUGAGCUUAAUGUGGGAGGCUCCAGAGAAGCAUCCAGCUUUAGCCGAGGUCUGGCUGCGAGGAGAUGGACAGCCCGCAGAAUCCUGGAAAAAACUGUUUAACACAACAUACAUUGUGACUGCACACAAUUUGGGAAAGAUACCGACUUCACACUGUCCAACUCUGAAAAAAACGGCAACUUCUGAAUACCAGGUGACGGUGAAGAAUCUCUCACAGCAUUCAACCCACUGGGUUCAGAUCAGACAACGGUCCACUCAGGUCAAAGACCCGCUGUGGAGUAACUGGUCUCCAGUGGUGAUCGUUCCUGCAGAGCUUGCACACGAGCCUGAAGUUAACGUGACAAUCAAACAUUUGAAUGGCACCAGAGAGGUGACGGUGACUUGGAAGCUGAGGUCCCACGCAGCAGCAGCAGGAGUGACCUACCGACUGGAGGACACACAGUCUUCUCUGGGUUGUCCUUGUGCAAGGACAGAGAAGAGGAGACAACACCUCAAAACCAAUAACUUCACCAUUCAUGUGUCAUACUCUCCCGUCGACAUCUCUGUCACCGCCAGAAACACAGCAGGGUGUUCUCCUUCAGCAACCGUUUAUGUGCCAGCCGAACCUACUGCGGAUUUAAAAAUUUGUGACAAAACGGUGGAUGAUAAAUUGAAUAAGAAAACUUGCAAGCAAUGGUACGAGCUUCAAGAUGGAGGUUUGAAGCCAGACCAUGUGAUAACUUUAGAAAGAAAGAAAAAACUAGUAAGGGAGCAAGAAACAAAGAACGUAACUGGGUUACAGGAUUACGUUGGCUACCUUUACUUUGAACACAUCUGUGAUGUUGGGAAGCCGCGGACAGUUAAGAUGUGCCUCUACUACAAGAAAGAGGGAGCACCACUUAGAGAACCUCAGUAUAUCACUGUUUUUGGUCAAACGCACAAUUCUGCGAACCUCUCCUGGAAAGCGAUCCCCUCCAAGGACCAGCGAGGUUUCCUCACCCACUACAGCCUGUGCAGUGUGGAAAUGGGUUCGAAGGAUGAGAUGAGAGAGUGCCACAACAUAUCAGCCUCAUUGAGAAAAUUCAGUCUGGAAAAGUUGACACCGGGAACAAAAUACAACAUCAGCCUGGCCGUAGUGAACCGAGCGGGAGCAGGACCCGCAGCUACAGUCACUAUUAACACGCUGCAGGAGAAACAUGUGAAUGUGUGGUUGAGUUUGGGCCUGCUGAUCGGGUUCUUCUUCAUCUCGACAAUGUGCACCGUCAUCUUAAAGAGAAUCCAAAACAAGAUCUUUCCUCCUGUGCCGAAGCCUGUUAUUCCAGAUUUCUCACCCAAUCACCUUGGUCAGGAGAUGCUGGAGGGGAAAGAGGAGGUGCACGACCUGCUACUGCUGCAGCUGCACCCAGAGCACAAGACUGUCCCUCAGGAAGCAGAGGAAACCACCGUCCUCCGAGGAGAGUGGGACGCUGGGAGCGACGAGGACGUGGACAAUGAGAGGGAGGGGGAUUCGAGGAUGUCAGAGGGGAGCGGUGAUGAGAGUCCGGGAUCCACAGAUCAGCAGCAGAAGAGGUCCAGAGUCAAAGAGCUGACAUAUCUGGAGCAGGUGGAAAGCGAGAUCGCCUUGCUGAUAUACAGGAAUGGUUUGGUCUUCGAUCUAAAGACAGAUUCACCGUAAAGACUAAAUCUUUACAAUAUUUGUUCACCAAUAGUGGAUAAAUGAAGUCUAUUUUGAAAGUUGUAUCUUUUUAAACAACAAUUUAAUCUUUUCCUGUAGCAAGUAUUUUGUCAGUGAUGUUUUUCAUAAGGAGAUCAGCAUAAUGAUAUAAGCAGCAGAGUUGAUCACACACAGGCUUUGUCACUGCAGGUUGUCAAUACACAAUUUUUGUGGUAAGGUAUUGUUCAGACCUUCACUCUGUUGUUUUGUAGAAUUAAAUAUCUAAUUAAAACCAAACUUACUUGAAAAUACACAUUUGAGCAUAAUUCAUCUACAAUGACAGAAACCCUUUUUGUUUGUUUCUGUUUUCAUCUCUGCCUUGUAAGGUGACCAUGAGCGGUGUGAA